Molecule: messenger RNA, 2012 nt
Organism: Macrosteles quadrilineatus (aster leafhopper)
Lineage: Eukaryota; Metazoa; Arthropoda; Insecta; Hemiptera; Cicadellidae
Product: F-box/LRR-repeat protein fbxl-1-like
Exons: 4
Coding region: 848-1834 (328 amino acids)
Molecular function (GO): protein binding
Source: RefSeq, a predicted model, not a curated record
AUUUGUUAAAUACAGGAAAUAGCUAGCCUAUUUUCUGUGUCCUAUAAUCAGUAGGCCUACAGUACAAGAAAGCCUGCCUUGUCUGGUAACAGAAUCUUGAUGCAACCUUAGUAAUGUCUACAAGAACAUUGUCUACUGUCUCCGUAGUGCCAUAACUCUAAUAGUGGUGUGAAAUCUUAACAGUCCAACCAAAUGGAAGAUUAAUGAUUAUGCUAAAUAGAUGAAUGAAUAAGCCUAGGUCACAGAAUCAAAAUGCAGCCUUAAGAAGGUUUUUAAGAACAUUUAUUGUUGCCAUAACUCCAAAAGUGAUGUGAAACUUUAACAGUGGAACCACAUGGAAAUCAACCAAGAAGCUAAAUAAAUCAGUGGAUAUACCUAGGUCACAGAAUCAUGAUACAGAUUUAGGAAGGUCUUUGAGAACAUUGUCUAUUGUCUCCAUAGCGCCAUAACUCCAAAAGUGAUGUGAAACUUUAACAGUGCAACCGGUAUAUGGAAAUUAACCAAGAAGCUAAAUAAAUUAGUGGAUAGACCUAGGUAACUUUUAGUAUAGUUUUACAAGCAAGCUGUUGCAGGACUCAAAUAUUUUAUAUAGGCUUAUUUUAAUUUUAUGUGUACUGUGCAUUUUGAUGUCUCAAAAACAGGCCAUGUUCAAAGGAAGUGCAAUUAAUCAAUUGCAGAACUAAACUUUAAUUUCGUAAGAAAUAUCUCUUGUAGUAGAUUGAGAAGAAUAUACUGCAUAAACGUCUAGGAGGAACCCACCAUAAGUAAGAUUGUUUACUUUUAUUCCCUGUAUUUUUACAGUUAAAAAGUGACUUUCAAUUUAUAACUGUAAACUGUGUGAAAUACCAUGGCUUCUGUAAACAGUUUACCCAAUGAAAUUCUACUUGAAGUGUUUUCGCACCUUGAUAUCUACGACAUCACAUUUUCUGUCAUGUUUGUUUGUAAGCGCUGGAACAUUGUUGCAAGGGAUUCAAUGUUGUGGAAUAAUUUAGUUUUUAAGGUAGACAGAACUAAGCCAUGGGAUUUUAACUUUAAGGGUAUUAUUCAACAUUUAAAAUGGUUGAAGCAUGUUGAAUUGCGGUGGAGAACAGACACAAAUGAUAUAAUUGAUGCAUUAGUUCAAUUUUGCCCAUGUUUAGUUGGAUUCAAACUAAUAUAUUGCCGUAAAAUAGGUGCAGACAGCAUAAAAAAAUUGUCUGAUAGCUAUACAGACCUAAAAAUAUUAAGUUUUCGCAAUAGCUAUAAUAUACCAAGACAAUGCCUUGCUGACAUUGUUUUUCUACCCAACCUCACAGAACUAAAUUUAUCACACUCCUUGUUGACCUCAGAUCAGUUCAGGUCGAUAUCCAAGGCAUGCACUAAAAUUGUAUCACUUGAUAUUGAUUAUGUCAGAGGUAUUCAAGAAGAUGAUCUGGUCGUGUUUCUUUCUCCAAGGUAUAAUUGUCUAGAAUCCUUGUCUGUUUUCGGUGAGCUCUUCACUGAUAAAAUAUUCCAAUACCUGGAAAAAUGCUGUAAACUCAAACUAUUGCGUAUUUCUUCCUGUACAAAUAUUUCAGAUACUUGCUUAAUCAGUGUUGAAAAAAUGAAAAGCCUCAAAUCUCUAACUCUUAUGGAAACUACAAAAUUGUCCGCCAUCGCACUAAGGAACUUUUAUUGUCACUCUGAUACUGUAAGAAAUGUUUCAAAAUUGUACAUUUCUGCAAAAAGAUAUGUAAACAACAAUGAUAUGUCCGUGUGGUAUAACAAUUGUUCAAACAUUAAACAAAUACAUCUGGAUAAAUAUUGUGACUGUGUUUUAGUACAAGAUGGUUUUAUGGUUUAUAUAAUUAUGUGAAUCAUUCUAUCCUUAAGAUGCUGGCUAAGUAAAUGGUAGUAUUUAUAACGUGUUCUUUGUUUUUCCCAAAUUGAUUUCAAAGUCAAUUAAAAUUCAUUGUUUGGAUAUAAUCUGGACUCCUGUAAUGUUGUGGUUUUGUAUUUGAUGGAUUGCUACCAAAUAAAUGACUUUGAUAGUA